Messenger RNA from Eutrema salsugineum, 545 nucleotides. RefSeq lists its product as uncharacterized. The record is from RefSeq and is a predicted model, not a curated record. The transcript is spliced from 2 exons. Bases 69 to 488 code for a protein of 139 amino acids. NCBI's taxonomy places the organism in Eukaryota, Viridiplantae, Streptophyta, Magnoliopsida, Brassicales, Brassicaceae.
UCAUGCUCUUAGUAUAAUAACUCGAACAAGAACUAGUAAAAGAAUUCAGAAUACAAAAGGCCAGCUAUAUGGGGAAUUGUGCAUUAAAGCCAAAAGUUUUGUCGGAAGUCGGAGCUCCGGCGCCGGAGGAGCUUAAGGUGUCAGUUCUUGAAUAUCAGAAGAUCGACGCUGCGAAAUCUCUUAGCAGCUUGUUCCUUCAGGAAAAGGCAGAAAAGAAAACGAAAGAAGACGAGAAGACAACACCGGAAAAGAUGCCGGUAACUGAAGAUCGGAAAACAGCUUUGGCUGAGGUAGAAUCUCCAACAAAAGAGGCAACAUCUCCGGUAACAGAGACAAAAUCUCCAGUGAUGGAGACAAAAGCUCCGACGAAUGAUCAGAAGGUCGGGAACGAAGAGGCCACCGUUCGUGGCGAGAAAGUGAACGACGAUGCGACUGUGAAAGAGACAGAAACAGAGGCGAAGCCAGAGGAAGUCAGAAGAGAAGCUUAAAGAACUUAAACGCUAGUUUCUGCGGUAGCGUUCUUGAUAGCAGUACGCUAAUUCAAG